Molecule: messenger RNA, 1651 nt
Organism: Aspergillus sclerotioniger CBS 115572
Lineage: Eukaryota; Fungi; Ascomycota; Eurotiomycetes; Eurotiales; Aspergillaceae
Exons: 2
Coding region: 78-1607 (509 amino acids)
Biological process (GO): regulation of DNA-templated transcription
Molecular function (GO): zinc ion binding; DNA-binding transcription factor activity, RNA polymerase II-specific
Source: RefSeq, a predicted model, not a curated record
GUCUGACGGGCCUCCCACUCUCCUCGGUCGGUUAAUCGCAAAAUUGGUGAGAUUCAUUCUCUGCCACCCCCAGCAUAAUGAAGACCAAACGGCAACGAGCAGCGACGCCAAGAUCAAGAACAGGAUGUCAAACCUGCAAGAUCCGACAUGUCAAAUGUGACGAGCAACGGCCCGAAUGCCAUCAGUGCAAGCGAACAGGAAGAAAGUGCGAUGGAUACACCCAACAGCGCCCGCAAAGCGACGUCGUACCAUCCAUGAAACCAAAGUUAAGCACCGACCAUCGGAUCGUCCUUCGGGCGGGGUCAAGAGAAGAACGGCAUUACCUAUACUUCUUCAACACACAGACUGCCCACGCGCUAUCCGGGUUUUUUGAAUCGGAGCUCUGGGGACGCAAUCUUCCGCAGCUGAGCGAGUGCGAGCCUAUCGUCAGACAUGCCAGUGCGGCUGUGAGUGCAGCCCAUGAGCGGGCACUCGCGCUGCAACAACAUUCAUCGGGCGCAGUCCGACGGAACAACGACCGGUUUAUUGUGUAUCAUUAUAACGAAGCAAUCCGGCAUUUGAUGGCGUAUCUGGCAUUUCCAGGUGAAAAGACUGAUUUGACUCUCAUCACAUGCUUUCUGUUCGUGUGUCUCGAGAUGCUGAGUGGUAAUUCCAGACAAGCUCUGGAUCACAUGGAGGCGGGAUUGAAGAUCAUUCAACGGGCAACAGACCAAACAACUGGGUCAAAUGCGACCGACAAAGAGCUUUUGCAUUUGGGUCUCCGAUUGAAUAUCCAACUCGCAAUGAACGGACGCUCUAUGGUUUACUUCGAUCUUGAGUCCAUAUGUCCUGAAGAAUUGGUAAAUGAAACACCCGUUUGGUCGAAUACCUCUCAGGCCCGACAUGCGUUGGAUAUACUCAUGAACAGGACAUCAAUGUUUGUCUGCCUGGCAGGGUAUGAGCCCACGGAUCGCACACACUUGGAGCCCCAGCAGCAUCAGCUCCUCCAAGAAUUUGCGACAUGGAAUAGGGCGUUCAACGCCCUCAAAAGUAAACCACGACGUUCUGCAAAAGCAGACCCCAGGGCGCUGCUGCUCCUUCGCAUGCUGUACCUUGACUGCUGGAUAUGGGUGAAAACUUGUCUGUCCAGACACGAGACCGUAUACGACAGCUUCACUUCUGCUUUCGCAGAAAUUGUGAAUUGUGCAGCCCAGAUAAUUGAUAUCGAUGCUGUCGUCGAUCGGAAAUCAACCAAAUGUGCUCCGGACAUGUUCACGCUUGAAACCAGUAUCAUCACCGGUCUAUACUAUACAGCAAUCAAGUGCCGCAAUCCAAUCAUUCGUCGAGAAGCCAUCCGGCUCUUGGAUCAAUGUACCAAACAAGAGGGACUCUGGAAUAAGCGUGUUGUCGCGAAGGUCGCCCAAGUGAUCAUGGAACUGGAAGAAGAGAAUCUGUCAUAUCUCCCUAUCGCAAAAAGAAUACCGGAGGAGAAGGACCGUAUAUAUGAGACCGUCAAAUCUAUUCCGGUGGGCGAGAGUAUGCAAUGUCGCCGCCAGUUGGUUCUGUUGUCGAAGCCAAACGGGCCAGACGGAGCAUGGCUGACUAGAUUCCGUUUUGUGGAGUGGUAGCAUUAUUUAUAGGCUAGAUUAUUUUUUUUCUCGCAUUAUCCGUG